CGCCGCGACGGACCGACGGCUCGGCUCGGCUCGGCUCGGCUCGGCCCGGCACCGCACCGGCCCCGCGCGGAAGGGCGGGAGGGAGGGGCGUGCGGCCCCCCCAAGCGGCGGCCCCGGGCCGCGGCCCCCCUUUGCGGUCGGAGAGGCGUGCAGCACCGGGCCCUGCGAUGCCGUUUGGCUGCGUGACACUGGGAGACAAGAAAGAUUAUAACCAGCCGUCCGAGGUGACCGACAGAUAUGACCUGGGCCAGGUCAUCAAAACGGAGGAGUUCUGUGAAAUCUUCCGGGCCAAGGAGAAGACAACAGGGAAGCUGUACACCUGCAAGAAGUUUCUGAAGCGAGAUGGGCGGAAAGUGCGGAAGGCGGCCAAAAAUGAGAUCAUUAUCCUCAAAAUGGUGAAGCACCCCAACAUUCUACAGCUGGUGGACGUCUACAUCACCCGCAAGGAGUAUUUCAUCUUCCUGGAGCUGGCCACUGGCCGGGAAGUCUUCGACUGGAUCCUGGACCAGGGGUACUAUUCGGAGAGGGACACCAGCAACGUCAUCCGGCAGGUGCUGGAGGCGGUUGCCUACCUGCACUCACUCAAGAUUGUCCACAGGAACCUCAAGCUGGAGAACCUGGUGUACUAUAACCGCCUGAAGAACUCCAAGAUCGUCAUCAGCGACUUCCACCUGGCCAAGUUGGAGAAUGGGCUCAUCAAGGAGCCCUGUGGCACCCCUGAGUACCUGGCUCCGGAGGUGGUGGGGCGGCAGCGGUACGGGCGGCCAGUGGACUGCUGGGCCAUCGGCGUCAUCAUGUACAUCCUCCUCUCGGGGAACCCCCCCUUCUAUGAGGAGGCAGACGAGGAUGACUAUGAGAACCAUGACAAGAACCUCUUCCGCAAAAUCCUGGCUGGGGACUACGAAUUUGAUCCGCCAUACUGGGACGACAUCUCGCAGGCAGCCAAGGAGCUGGUGACGCGCCUGAUGGAGGUGGAGCAGGACCAGCGGAUCACAGCGGAGGAGGCCAUCUCCCACGAGUGGAUCUCCGGCAACGCUGCCUCCGACAAGAACAUCAAGGAUGGUGUCUGUGCCCAGAUCGAGAAGAACUUUGCCCGGGCCAAGUGGAAGAAAGCCGUGCGAGUGACGACGCUCAUGAAACGCCUGCGGGCGCCCGAGCAGACGGAGACGGCCCCGGCCCCGGCCCCCGCCGCCGCCGCCGCCGCCGCCGCCGCCACGGACACUGCGGCCCCCGGCACGCCGCCCGCCGCCGCGCAGUCCCCGGCCCCCCGCACGCCGCCCGCCGCCACGUGUAAUGGGGACGGGGCCGCCGCCGCCGAGGCCCCCAGCGAGCAGGCCGGCUGAGCGGCGCCCCCCGCUCCUCUGUACAUAGCCCCGGCAUGGCCCCCCCGCGCCCCCGCCUGCGGCCCCUUUUCUACGUGCCCCGACGGAGAGCCGGCCGCGGGGCAGAGCCCUGCAUGGAGCCCGUCCUCCCCGGCCCCCCUCUCCCCCCUCGGUGGCUUUGCCGGUCGGUCUGUCCCCCCCGCCCCGUCACUCCCCCCUCCCCCUGCUCUCUCAGUCUGUCCCCCGCCGCCGUCCUCCCCCGGGGAUGCCCAGAGAUACGGGGCAGCCCUCCGGCCGCGAGCCCCGCAGGGCUGGGGGGGCGGCGCGGGGCCCCCGGACACGCGUGCAUGUGCGGGGCCGUGAGAGGGUCGCGGGCAGAGCAUCUGCACCAGCCCCCCCCUCCCAUCCCGGGGGGGCGCAGCGGGCAGAGCACCUGGCAGCCCCCCUCAUCCCGGGGGGCCGCGUAGCGGGGGGCGAGGCGGCACGGACCCCCUCCCCGCCCGGGGGCGGCCCGCGCGCCCCCGCGCAUCGUGUCCGGAGGAUCCCGAGCGGCCUCCCCGUGCCCCCCCGGCCCGGACCCCGCUUCCCCCCCGCAGCUGCAUGCCUGCAGGGCCGGCUCUGCCCGCGGCUGCCGCCGGCGCCCCCCGCUGUAUCUCUGGCAAAUAAAGACCCGCUGAGGACAAACUGA
Messenger RNA from Falco peregrinus (peregrine falcon), 2010 nucleotides. RefSeq names its product CaM kinase like vesicle associated (gene CAMKV). Gene Ontology annotation, molecular function: ATP binding; calcium/calmodulin-dependent protein kinase activity; calmodulin binding. Gene Ontology annotation, biological process: peptidyl-serine phosphorylation. NCBI's taxonomy places the organism in Eukaryota, Metazoa, Chordata, Aves, Falconiformes, Falconidae. The record is from RefSeq and is a predicted model, not a curated record. The transcript has 11 exons. Gene Ontology annotation, cellular component: intracellular anatomical structure. Bases 168 to 1343 code for a protein of 391 amino acids.